AUGCAAAAAGCAGAGAGCGAGAGCCGCUGCGCGCAGGUCGUCGAGGCGUUGACACUGGCUACAAUAGCGUCAUGGGUCACGUACCUUAUUCAUGAGCGGACGACUCACGAAAACGCAAAAAGCGAGUCGCGACUGGAGGAUCAGCGGCUGAUGCAGACGUCGCACGCACUUGUGGUCCUGCUAGUCCUAGGGUUCGCUGCCUUCGCAUUGUCGACUUUUAGGCCACAGGUGUUAUCCAAAGCUUUUGGAACGUCGUGCAGACAAGAACGCGACGCUGGACUUGUCGUGGGCUGUCUACUACUACCUUUGGCUCUGUUUAGCCGCCUGCUGGUGGAAGUCCACCACGAACGAUACUUCUCAAGCUUCACGUAUUUCUACGCGUGGACUAGUAUUUCCAUUGGUGUCAGCAUACUGCUCAAACUUGCAGUUUUUGGCACUGUGACUUCGCUUCGGGUUUCUACGUUCGUAGAUGUGGUGCUGUUGCCGAUACUAUUUGGAGUGUUCAGUCCCAUUGAAGCCGAGUGGAGGUUCCUGCUAGCCACAUGCGGCCGCAUCAUCGUGGCUACUGUGCUGACUGUGGGUCUGAAGCUCCUGCCUCGGUCGUUCACUAUCGGGGAAGGGCUGCUCGUUGCUCAAGGCGUUGGCCUCUGCUUUUACGACCUUGUGCUGACCACGAUGAGUCGCGUGAGCGAAUGUUGUUAUAUCAACCCACUACCGAGAGCUUUUCACUCGUGGCUCAUUUUCGACCUUGAGCGGCUAGACCAUGUGCUGGCGUUGCAAGUUGGAGUGCUAGGAUCGCUGCUAGUGUGCGCAGCUUUGAUUCCGCUGUUGCAAUCGUACGGAUCGCCGUCGCCCACUGUCGUCGCACGGCCGUUGCCUGUGAAAGGAUCUGUGGCAUUCGUACUCACAACUGCAGUGGUAGCAGGCGGUGUGGUGUAUCCGUGGAGCGGUUUCUUGCUGCAGACGUGGAAUCCGGUUGCAUGGCUACUUGACUUCCUCACUGAGUCUAGCAGCCUGUUGGUAUUCGUACCACGACGAAUCGCAUUGAUGGGGUACUGGGCAGUUUGUCUCGUCGUUUUCGUCCCGUUGUUCGCGUUCAUCUCGGACCAUUACGCUUUGCAAAAGAUUGUCGCACGGAAGCUAUUCCACCUCUUGGUGGUACUGAUGCUAGGCCCUGCAUCGCUCCUCGAUGUGAGUAUGCUGUCGUUAAGUUACGGUGUGGCUCUUGGCAUCUUCUUUCUCCUGGAAUGUGUGCGCGCACUGGCCGUGCCGCCCUUCGGCCAGCCACUCGCCUUGUUUCUACGGACGUUCAUUGAUCAUCGCGAAGCUGGACGUGUCAUCAUGACGCACUCGUAUCUACUGCUCGGAUGUGCAUUGCCGCUGUGGCUUGCUCCGUCGUCAAAUACGCCUUCCGCACUCGUGGUGAAUGCUGGGGUACUUGUACUAGGCAUCGGAGAUGCGAUGGGGGCCGUGGUCGGUUCGAGUAUUGGUAAGCGUAAAUUCUUCGGCAGCAAGACCAUAGAGGGGUCUGGGGCCAUGUUCGUGUCGACGAUGCUUGCUUCGAUGCCGCUUCACGAUUACUAUCUACGCUCUUUGGUUCACGGGGAGCACCUUCAGUUGAUGCUGCUGACUGGAGCAAUUCUCUUGGUCAGCGUUCUAGAAGCCGCAACAGCACAGAUCGACAACUUGGUGCUCCCGCUCUUUGUAUACACAGCGUGCAAUCUGGUGAGUUGUCACCGGUUGUAA
This is a messenger RNA of Hyaloperonospora brassicae, 1746 nucleotides long. The record is from the annotation of a GenBank genome assembly. NCBI's taxonomy places the organism in Eukaryota, Oomycota, Peronosporomycetes, Peronosporales, Peronosporaceae.